AUGUGUACCAGAAUUUCGAAACGCGACUGCUUCUGGUUUGUAUUUCAGCGAGUGAAAUCCCCCCCCCCAAAAAGGAAAAGAAAAAACGAAUCCCGGAACGGUGAUCGUCCACGGAUACUGGCUCGGAACGCUCGCACUGCGGGCCAGCUCCAUCCCGGCUCAGUAAUACCCUCAGUGAACUUACCGGGAAACCGCCUCCGCCACCGCCAACUGCAAUCAACCAAAUUGUUCGCCGCAAAAGGCACGCUGGGAAAACGUCCGGCGUUUACGGUUCGGCAACGAGUGCAAAAAAAGAAAGCCAAGGGUGGACUACGAUCUCUAUCAACUACUAUUUGCUGGUGUUUCGAUACAAAGGACAUCAUUCCAGCUAGGAAUAUCCUGUAUUUAGGUUCUUUGCUUGGAGCUCCACCAGAAAUCAGCGAAAGCAAAUUGCACUCCAGCGGCGCAGGAGGACAGCUACGAGAGUGUGAAGGAUUGUGUAGCGUUUGAAUCCAGACCAGAUUCAUUCAGGACCCCUGCAGCAGCCCGCCAUCGACGGCCGAG
Molecule: messenger RNA, 543 nt
Organism: Anopheles coustani
Lineage: Eukaryota; Metazoa; Arthropoda; Insecta; Diptera; Culicidae
Exons: 4
Coding region: 1-489 (162 amino acids)
Source: RefSeq, a predicted model, not a curated record